GAGCCAGUGGAAGUUCCACGUGAACACCUUCCAGAUCCAGACUCUGAAAACAUACCGAGCAUUAUCAUUCAACAAGAAACAGCAGUAGAUCUUGAAAGGCGUUGGACAGAUACCGCUAUGGGGAACGAACAGAGUGGAAGUUCUAACAGUGCAAUAUCAAGCUCUUUAUUAUUUUUGGGUGGGAGGAAGAAUAUGACUGCUGUUCGCAAAAAGGCCAAUCAAGUAGUUGUUGUGCGAUCAGGUUCUGAUAGUGCAGCGAAUCCAAACGAGGACCCAAUAUUUAAAAGAUUCAAGGAAAUUCCCAAGUUCUAUCCUGUACUCAAAGGUGCUUUGCAUCAGCCUGGACUUCAUGACUCACCUGAUAUUAAAAAAAAGAUGAGCCCGCGGCCAAUUUUUCGGUUAGCAACUUGUCUCCAGGAUCACUUAACAAGAUCUGCCCAACUGGUAGCUAACGAGCAGGAUUCCGUCAAUGCCGAAAUCAAAGAUGUCGAUUAUUACGCUGUUACUUUGCUGGACAAGUUCAACGUCUAUAAAAAAAGUAUGGAGGUCUUAACACUUCAAGUUUCUAAGCUCAGUGAUAUUACAGCAGAACUGGAGGGUAUGAAGUCGGAACUGGAGGAUUUAUUGCCACAGAUUGGGGUUUUGAAUGAUUUAUUACCCGAAGCAGAUCGUCUUCCGCCUUUAAGUUUAGUGCAUCUUUUCGACAGUUCACCGUCGACAAAUACGUCUUACUCGGGAACGACGUCAGACAAUUCGAGUUCGUCGGACGACGUCGGUCGCAACUCAUUGAAGAACUUGCAUGUUGAACCAAUAGAAGAAUAUGCAGUCAUUGAUAAAGUUGUUAGGCGUUGA
Messenger RNA from Enterobius vermicularis (human pinworm), 852 nucleotides. The record is from the annotation of a GenBank genome assembly. Lineage: Eukaryota; Metazoa; Nematoda; Chromadorea; Rhabditida; Oxyuridae.